Hipposideros armiger (great roundleaf bat) is the source of this 922-nucleotide messenger RNA. RefSeq lists its product as uncharacterized. Gene Ontology annotation, molecular function: catalytic activity. The transcript has 5 exons. The record is from RefSeq and is a predicted model, not a curated record. Bases 152 to 850 code for a protein of 232 amino acids. NCBI's taxonomy places the organism in Eukaryota, Metazoa, Chordata, Mammalia, Chiroptera, Hipposideridae. Gene Ontology annotation, biological process: DNA repair.
GAGCUGAGGGCUGCCCCAGGUGGCUCCGCCCCUCGCACUCGGGGCUCGUCUUUUCAAAAGUCGGUCCAACCCAAGCCUCGCGAUCGGCCACGCCCAUCAGGAGCCCCUUCCCGUAGCCGGUCCCGCCCCUUCCGAGACCCAGCCCUUGAACAUGGCAGUCGCUUGCGGUCUGUGGGGCUGUGAGGAUCCGAGCCGCUGGGCCGCCAUCCUGGCUCUCCACGGGGAGGUGCUGCGGGCGCGCGCGGGCCCCCAGGGGCAACUGGAAGCCCUGGAUCGAUGGUAUCGAGAGGAGUUGCCCAUGUCCAUUGAGGGCCGAGCGGAGAAGCACGUGACACGAGAAGAGCUAGAGCGGCUGAUGGCGUGGAAGCUGGCGAGGGGCCGCUUCCGUCCUCGCCUGCAGCAGCUGGUGGCCACCAACCCCCCAGAGCUGGUGGUGCAACGCUCGGCUUCGGCCUUCCGCCGCCUUCCAGACAUGCUGGCAGCGAUCACGGAAUUGUGCGCCCUCCGGGGCGUGGGCCCCGCCACUGCCUCGGCGGUCCUGGCUGUCGGAGCUCCUGAAGUGGCAGCCUUCAUGUCCGAUGAGGCAGUGGCCGCAGUGCCUGGCCUGCCAGCCCUGAAGUACACUCUGAAGCAUUACCUGCUGUACCUGGACCAGGUGCAGGAGCGUGCCAGAGCCCUGAGCCGAGGUAGUGCCUCAGGGUCGUGGACCCCUCACCAUGUGGAGACAGCAUUGUGGACCUGGGCUGUGGGGCAGAAGCUGUGCCCAUCCCUACUGCCCAACCUCAGCCCCAGCCUGGACAGCCCUGAGGAUACCAGGCCAGCCAAGAAGCUCAGGACCCAGGCAGACUGAACUUGGCUGUGGCCCAGGGCCUGCUCACCUGCCGUGUGAUUGUAGAAGCUCAAUAAAUCCUUGCUGAACUCA